This is a messenger RNA of Esox lucius (northern pike), 7001 nucleotides long. It is a transcript of the gene ntrk3a, whose product is annotated as neurotrophic tyrosine kinase, receptor, type 3a. Lineage: Eukaryota; Metazoa; Chordata; Actinopteri; Esociformes; Esocidae. The record is from RefSeq and is a predicted model, not a curated record. Gene Ontology annotation, molecular function: neurotrophin binding; neurotrophin receptor activity; transmembrane receptor protein tyrosine kinase activity. The transcript has 18 exons. Gene Ontology annotation, cellular component: plasma membrane; signaling receptor complex; axon. Bases 337 to 2826 code for a protein of 829 amino acids. Gene Ontology annotation, biological process: positive regulation of kinase activity; cell surface receptor protein tyrosine kinase signaling pathway; regulation of phosphatidylinositol 3-kinase/protein kinase B signal transduction.
UCGGAGUCGUGAAGCGGUGCUAGAACACGCUGGACCUGAGCGGCUAACGGCAGCCUGAAUACCGGGUUACCUAUAGGCUACCAUGCAGUCUGAGGAGGACACGCCUGGAGUAGUGAUUUUUGAACCAUUAAUACUUUGACGGAGUAUUUUUUCCCAACAUAUUUGUCCUUGUCUAUUACAUAGAUGGCGCUUACUGCAUUUGCAUUAAUUUGACACAGCCUACCUCCAUUCACUCGCCCGCGCCCACACACCACACUAUUGAAUAGUCAGACGGACUCCCGUUAGGAGAUUUAAAAACGCUCAAGGAUAUCAUCCAAAAAACUAAAAACAUCAAUCAUGGAUUCAUUUUUUAUUCCGCAACGAAUUUGCUGGUGGAGGGUAUUGUUUCUUCUGAGCAUCUUUCAGGACUACUUGAGCAAUAUGCUGGACUGCCCGCCAACCUGCAGCUGCUCUCCAACUGAGAUCUAUUGCAAUAAGUCUGACAAUGGGAUAUCCUUUCCCCUAUUCUCCCUGCAAGAUACUGGGAACAAUGGAAAUAACAGUAUUGAAGAUCUGUUCAAGAACAUCACCUCGAUACACAUUGAGAACUGGACUGGCCUGCAAACCCUAAAGGAAGUGGACAUUGAGCUUUACACUGGACUCCAGAGACUAACAAUCAUGAAUGGCAACCUUCGUGUUAUCCAGGCCAGAGCCUUCUCCAAGAACCCCCAUCUGCGCUACAUAAACUUAUCAAAGAACCCUCUGACAACAUUAUCGUGGCAACUCUUCCAGAACCUUCAACUCUCAGAGCUGAGGCUGGAAGACGUGGUGUUUGAGUGUGGCUGUGAUAUCCGCUGGAUUCAGCUGUGGCAGCAGCGCGGCGAGGCUGGCUUGCACAACCAGCUGCUCUUCUGUACCAAUGGAGCCGCCCGGAUCCCUCUGCAGACUAUGAAUAUCUCCCUCUGUGACUUGCCAGACAUCAGUGUGACCCACUCUAACCUCACAGUGAUUGAGGGGGACAGAGUCACCGUCACCUGUAAUGGAUCAGGAUAUCCCCUCCCCGAGGUGGAUUGGACUGUCAAUGACCUCCACUCCAUCAACACUCACCAGUCCAACGUGUACUGGCCCAAGGUCCACUCCAUCAACCUGACCCUGGUUAACGUGAGCCGCGAUGACAACUUCUACAUGCUGACCUGUAUAGCAGAAAACAAAGUGGGGAUGGCCAACGCCUCCAUUCAGCUCACUGUUUAUUUCCCCCCCACCAUCCUGAAGCUGGACGAGCCGGAGCGGCGGCACGAAACCUGCAUCGAGUUCACGGUGCGUGGCAACCCCCAGCCCACCCUGCGCUGGUUCUACAGGGACAAGCUGAUCCCGCCCAGUGACUACAUCCGGACCGACAUGGACACCUACCAGGACUAUCUGGAGGGGUGCCUCAACUUCAAGAACCCCACGCACCACAACAACGGAAACUACACCCUAGAGGCCAGCAACUUCCUGGGAGUCGCCACCAAGACGGUGUACGGGCACUUCCUCAACGCCCCGUUCUCAGAAGAUUAUGAUUAUAAUGGGACUCCAACGCCGACCAUCACUGUGACUCACCGACCUGAGGAGGACACAUUCGGGGUCUCCAUUGCUGUGGGCCUCGCUGGAUUCGCCUGCGUACUUCUUGUCGUCCUUUUUGUUCUCAUCAACAAAUAUGGACGCCGUUCUAAGUUUGGAAUGAAAGGACCGGUGGCAGUGAUCAGUGGCGAGGAGGACUCGGCCAGCCCCCUGCACCACGUCAACCAUGGCAUCAUCACCCCGUGUACCCUGGACGCCGGCCCGGACGCCGUGGUCAUCGGCAUGACCCGUAUCCCGGUCAUUGAGAACCCGCAGUACUUCAGGCACGGGCACAACUGCAACAAGCCGGCCACUUACGUUCAGCACAUAAAGCGCCGGGACAUCAUUCUGAAGCGGGAGCUUGGCGAAGGGGCGUUUGGGAAGGUCUUCCUGGCAGAAUGCUAUAACCUCAGCCCCACCAAGGACAAGAUGCUGGUGGCUGUCAAGACGCUGAAGGACCCUACCCUUGUAUUUUCUCAGACGCUGAAGGACCCUACCCUUGCAGCGAGAAAAGAUUUCCAGAGAGAGGCAGAACUAUUGACCAACCUGCAGCAUGAGCAUAUUGUCAAGUUCUAUGGUGUGUGUGUGGAUGGAGAUCCUCUCAUCAUGGUGUUUGAGUACAUGAAGCACGGGGACCUCAACAAGUUCCUUAGAGCACAUGGUCCUGAUGCCAUGAUCCUGGUUGACGGACAGCCACUGCAGACCAAUGGAGAGCUGGGCCUUUCUCAGAUGCUUCACAUUGCCACUCAGAUAGCUGCCGGGAUGAUGUACCUGGCCUCCCAGCACUUUGUUCACCGUGACUUAGCCACUCGCAACUGCCUGGUGGGUAAUGGCCUGCUGGUGAAGAUCGGUGACUUUGGAAUGUCCAGGGACAUCUACAGCACUGACUACUACCGGGGCUGUGUGGGAGGUCACACUAUGCUGCCCAUCCGCUGGAUGCCCCCUGAGAGCAUCAUGUAUAGGAAGUUCACCACAGAGAGUGAUGUGUGGAGUUUUGGUGUCAUCCUCUGGGAGAUAUUCACCUACGGGAAGCAGCCAUGGUUUCAAUUGGCCAACAACGAGGUCAUCGAGUGUAUUACCCAAGGACGCGUUCUGGAGAGGCCACGGGUUUGUCCCAAGGAGGUGUAUGACAUAAUGUUGGGCUGCUGGCAGAGGGAGCCCCAACAGAGGCUGAACAUCAAGGACAUCCAGAAAAUCCUCUAUGCCUUGGGCAAAGCCACACCGGUCUACCUGGACAUCCUGGGCUAGUGCACGUUGGGUUUUGUCUGUCUGUCUGUUUCUCUGUCUGUCUCUACCCAACAGAUGAAGAAAAACCCAGGAAUAACCCAAACAACGAGUACCUUAUUGCUCCACUGUCAAACACCUACAGAAUGGGGAUGGACUUAAGUGCCUGCUACUCCUUUCGAUACACUGGAUAACGGUCUUUAAAAAAAGCACUUUUACAUUUUGUUUACCUGCAUUUAAAAAUGUACAGUUGCUGUACACAAUGAAGAGGACAUUCUUUCUUUUUUUCGUAAAGACAGCCUACAUAAAGUAUCCCAAAAACAAUAAGAAAACAUGAAAAAAAAAAAGACAGAAAAUACACAGAAAAGCUAAGAAAAAAUAAACAAAAAACCCUGGAAGUUUUGUUUGCUUUUGGUAUUCUGACAGCCUGACAGAAGAUCAAACUCCCCAGGUGAUUUUAUUUUUCAUUUUAUAAAUAUAUAUAUUAUAUAUAUUUUUAAUUUAUUUUUAUUUUCAAUGUGUGGAUAUCUGCCAUGUUUCGUGCUUUGGGUACAGUAUGUCACUUGUUGGAAAUGACUGCUUGUUAUUGGCAAGUCAGACAAUUGGCAGAGACUUUGAAGAAAGGCUACUGCACUCCGAUUGGCUGAAUUUAUUCUCUGACUCGUCUUCAAAAAAGUGGCAAAACCACUUUUCAGUGAGACAUGGAACUCAUAGGAAAGAGAGAACCACCAAUCAACACAGACAUCUUAAUUUAAAAUUGAAUGUAUAUACUGUAAAUUUCUAUGUCACAAAAAUAUGUUAACUUAUUUCAUUUCCUAUUUCUUUAGUUUCUUGGUGUGUUGUUAUGGUGAGUGAAUCCUAUAGAUAUUUUGAUAAUCUUUUUUGGGGGGAGUACUGUUUCGUUCACAUGGUCAUAGACAGUAUGUUUUUUCUGUUGGUUUUAAUGAAUUUCAUCUACUUUAUUUAGUGUCAUAUAAUUUGGACAUAUGAUGACAAUAUGACUUAAGGGUCAGCAUGUAAGUAAUCGUGAUAUAAGGUUGACACAUGAAGAGGAUGUACAAUGUCAGUAAUCAUGAUACAUAGUUGACACAUGAAGAGGUUGUACAGUGUCAGUAAUCAUGAUGUAAGGUUGACACAUGAGGAGGUUGUACAGUGUCAAUAAUCAUGAUGUAAGGUUGACACAUGAAGAGGAUGUACCAUGUCAGUAAUCAUGAUGUAAGGUUGACACAUGAGGAGGUUGUACAGUGUCAGUAAUCAUGAUGGAAGGUUGACACAUGAAGAGGAUGUACAGUGUCAAUAAUUAUGAUAUGAGGUUGACACAUGAAGAGGAUGUACAGUGUCAGUAAUUAUGAUAUGAGGUUGACACAUGAAGAUGUUGUACAGUGUCAGUAAUCUUGAUGGAAGGUUGACACAUGAAGAGGAUGUACAAUGUCAAUAAUUAUGAUAUGAGGUUGACACAUGAAGAUGUUGUACCAUGUCAGUAAUCAUGAUGUAAGGUUGACACAUGAAGAGGUUGUACAAUGUUAGUAAUCAUGAUACAUAGUUGACUCAUGAAGAGGUUGUAAAGUGUCAGUAAUCAUGAUGUAAGGUUGACACAUGAAGAGGAUGUACCAUGUCAGUAAUCAUGAUACAUAGUUGACACAUGAAGAGGUUGUACAGGUGUCAGUAAUCAUGAUGUAAGGUUGACACAUGAAGAGGAUGUACCAUGUCAGUAAUCAUCAUGUAAGUUUGACACAUGAAGAGGAUGUACAAUGUCAGUAAUCAUGAUGUAAGGUUGACACAUGAAAAGGAUGUACAGUGUCAGUAAUUAUGAUGGAAGAUUGACACAUGAAGAGGAUGUACCAUGUCAGUAUUCAUGAUACAUAGUUGACACAAAGAGGUACUCUGUCAGUAGAGAAAUUAUGAGGUUGUAAGGUGUCAGUAGAAUAAUCAUGAUGUGAGGUGACUAUGUCUGAGCAGGACGCGUACAGUACGCUACCAUAUAAGUAAUUAUAUAGAUCUUACACAAAGCCCACAUAACCAUUCUUCUCAUUCAAGCUCACUGUUCUGUUCUUUCAGUGUAAUCUAGACAUAGAUUCUUUCUCCGACCAUAUUCUGCAUCAUGUACAUCUGUUUCAUGUAGCCAGAGCAAAGAGCUAAAGCUAUGGUAUUGCAUUAUUAGCUGUCAGUGGCUAUGUCCUGAAAAGUACAUUUAUAUGGUAUUGUAGUAUACUUCAUCUUGUUUUCUGGGUUGUGAAGAAGGAUAUUCAACUGCCUUCAAAUAGUCAUGACCCUGACAUUUUAAUUCCUACAGUUUAUACAGUACAUUAGGCAAAGCACUACUAGACACUAUACAUUCAUGCAGUAUAACAGCAGUACCUGCUUCUCAUUUUCCAUACUAUGUAUACUUCCCUUCAAGAUAAAGCAUUAUGUAAUGCAGGCUUGAGAAAUAUAUAUUUUUUUCUAUCAGUGUGUGCAAGGUUCCAUUAAGCAAACAAUCCUUUAUCUUUCCCAGCUGUCCCAAUGUUAAACCAUAGCAAACUUGGCAAAGCACAGUGACGUGAAUUAUUCAUUAAGUAUUAGUGAUGGAGCACUCUGUAGCUGUUGGGGCUGUUUGGAACAUUACGCUGUGAUGACAAACACCGGGGCUGUGGGAGAAUGUGCUCUCUCUCUCCGUCUUCUGUCCCUCCUCUUUCUCCCUUUCUUUCUUUCUCUCUCGCUUGCUCCUUCCGCCCUCCCCCUGCUUCUGCUGAGUAAUGUGAAUCAUUCAAGGUUGUGUUUAGUCUCAAUAUCACACCAAUGAUAAAUACAGAAUUAUUCAAUGCUGAGCCAAACUGGCACCUUGUUUUGCCUAUCUGCAUUUUUUUUUUUUAAUAAGGUGAUAUAUUAUUAUGUGAUCAAUUUCAUAUUAACGUUUAUGUACAGAAUAAUUUGCCUACUUCAACAAAAAUGUAUUUUAAAAGCUUCAAUAUGAAUUAUCUGGUCAAACUUACAAAUAUUGUACUUUUCUUUCAAAUUAAAAGUUCCUUCAUGUUAGAAUGGCAAGAUACUCAAAGUUUUCUCAUCUUUUUAACAGGAAGUUUUCCAUCUUCUUCCUACCCAUCACAACAUUUCAAAAUAACAUUUUUCACCUUCAAUCUCGGAAUUCACAUCCGAAAACCCUCGGAGGUGCCUUUGUUGAAGGACGACUGGAACAGGUGUUGGUCUGGUCUUCUGGUUUAUUCCCUAUCGUUGUAUUUCAAGAGAUCCAGUCAUUCUCUCUGUAUCAGCAAGUAGAGAGGAUUGCAGAAGCUUUCCAAGACAGUGGUUUGACUCUGGCGUGGUUAUUUGUGAUAAGAAGCCUCUUCCUGUAAUAUUCGUGGCUGGCAAUGAUGCCUGCUGCUGCCGGCUGUCUCCAUUCAAUGACUUUCCAAUUCAGCUAGCUGCAUGCGCCCUGAGCCCCUGUGUACAGUAAUAGAGGAGAUAUCUCCUGGUAGUGUAUCUCAGCUCUGUGCCCCUCCUGCCUACCACUGUGGCUCGAGCUGUAAACAAGGCUGCCCUCGUUCUCUCCUGACACCUCCAUGGAUGAGAGCACAAAUCCAGCCUCGGCUCACACUUUAUGGGCUGUUUAUAAUUUUAAGAAAAGGAAAAAAAACAUUAGGGUGGCUUAUGAGAUUUUGCACAUCAUCCGCAGUUCACAGAGAGUCCAUUCAUGCUGAAUUAGAUCCUAAUUGGAAGGAAACACAAAUGUCACUUCACAGGUUGUUGCCCAAGCUAAGCUCUUAAAGGAACCAACAGACCCAGCGGCCCCUUUUAUCAAAAGUCGGGACCCAAACACGGGAUUGAAAAGUAUAGUAAACUUUUGAGGGAAGGAACUGUUAGCCACUGGUAGGCGAAACAUUUUGACAGGAAAUCACACGGCAAUGGUUUUCUAUAAUUCGCUUGAAAUGGUCCCAUUAGCUAUUACAUAAUGAAUCACUGAGAUAUGUUCACAUUCACAUCACCCUCACUUUGCGGUGUGCCUGUUUGACUUGUGCAGCAUGUAUCCCGGGGAAGGCGUCCCCCGUGGAUUGUAGAGGCGUCGGGACAUCAGGGCUCCUGUCACUGUAUCCUCAGGAUGACUCCCGUCAUUAGGUGUGUGACCGUGACUGAAAGGACGCCGCCAGAGUCAAGCAUGUUACACUCCAUUUACCUCGAAGCUGAUCAAUGCUCAAUGACCCGCGGACAGAGUCCGCUUUAGC